AUGGAUAAUAAAACAGUUCAAAUUAAUAGCGAAAUAACACAUUCUCCAAUAACGUGGUAUUCUCACUUUUGCGAUGAAUGUAAACACCUUUCAGUUACUGAGUCAGCACUAAAAAAUCAUGAACUACAGCACCAUCCGUUUUGGAGUAAAGGUGGUGAUGUCAUGUUUUGUCAAAUUUACUCGGAAGACGACGACGGUACGUCCGGUGCAAUGGGUGACGAGGAAGCGCUGUCCGCCGUGUGGUACCUAGCCGCAUUCGGCGGUCUUGUGCUCUUCUUCUUCGUGGUCACGUGCUCCGAACUUUUCUUCGGCAAUCCCAUCUACCAGCGCCGCCCCGUUGAGCUGCCGCACGCCGGCUACCUGCGCCGUCACGUGUACGGGAUCCGGAACCACGGACAGCACCACGGCGGCAACUACAAGCCCGAGACGCCCCCCCCACCAUACCACCUGUUUGCGCCACCCAGUUACGACGACACCGUCAAGGGCGGGUUCGGACAGGUGUUGCAGCAGCAGCAGCAGCAGCAGCAGCAGCAGCAACCACAGCAGUACCACCACCGCGUUCCGGGCAAGAAGCUCGCCGACGUAUACGUGGUGCCCGUGCACGCGGCCACGACCGCCGCCACCGGCGCUACCACCUGCGCUGCCGGAGCCACCACCUGCGCCACGUGCACCACGAACGCCGUGGCCGUGGCGGUAGCAGACGCCAAGCUGUUGGCCGCCGUGUUGCCGCAGACGAAAUUCAAAUAAUCGUCGCCGACACUCUCCUCACAUUUCUCUUCCCAUCAUCAUUCGUUCUCUCGUCCUCGGUCCGCCACUGGAUUUUUACCCCUCCGGAUGGACGGGGACGGACGACGACGACGACGACAUACACGACAACGACAAGAUACUA
This is a messenger RNA of Metopolophium dirhodum (rose-grain aphid), 889 nucleotides long. RefSeq lists its product as uncharacterized. Lineage: Eukaryota; Metazoa; Arthropoda; Insecta; Hemiptera; Aphididae. The record is from RefSeq and is a predicted model, not a curated record.